Molecule: messenger RNA, 2118 nt
Organism: Aplysia californica (California sea hare)
Lineage: Eukaryota; Metazoa; Mollusca; Gastropoda; Aplysiida; Aplysiidae
Product: potassium channel subfamily T member 2
Biological process (GO): potassium ion transport
Cellular component (GO): membrane
Molecular function (GO): intracellular sodium-activated potassium channel activity
Source: RefSeq, marked provisional
ACCACGUUGUGUGUGAGGAUGAGUUCAAGUACGCCCUGUUGGCCAACAACUGCCUGUGUCCGGGCAUCUCCACCUUUGUCACACUGCUGCUGCACACCUCCAGGGGAAGAGAAGGUCAAACUUCAUCGGAGGAGUGGCAGCGGCUGUACGGAAAAUGUUCGGGAAAUGAGAUCUACCACAUCCGGCUUGGUGACAGCAAUUUCUUUGGUGACUAUGAAGGGAAGAGCUUCACAUACGCUUCUUUCCACGCUCAUCGAAAGUAUGGAGUGAGUUUGGUAGGGGUACAGCGAGAUUUGCCUGGCAGCACGAUACAGCUGAAUCCCGGCCCACGGCACAUCAUGAGGAAAGCAGACAUUUGUUUUUAUAUGAAUAUAACGAAGGAAGAAAACUCGGCCUUCAUCCUGGCUCAUCCGAACCGAGAUCCGUCUGCGGUGGAGAGGGCAAGGUUACCACAGGGUACAGAGAAGGCUUCACGAGUUGCCAGUAUGAUUGCUAGUGUGGGCACUGUGGCUUUGGAGCUUCAGCACACACGAGUGUCUACCUUCAGCUCCGACACGAACCUCAUUACAAGAACGGGAAGCAGGUCUAGGAAUCUCAGCCUGCCAAAGGGUCUUAACAUCCAGAGUUUACAAAAGAGGCCGAGUAUAGCGCCUGUGCCUGCCACUCUGGAGGCAAACAACAUCCACAUCAACAUCACCGGCUCCGACACGGAGGACGAGGAAGAGGAACCCUGUGAUAUGGAGCCUGAUGAUUUUGUUGAAUAUGUCCGUGGCUUCCCUCCUGUGACUCCGUAUGUCGGCACGAGCCCGACUCUAUGUCAUCUGAUGAGAGAGAAGAGACCCAUGUGUUGCCUUCAGCUUUCUACAGAGUGCUCCCACUGCCCCCACCGCAACGCCCGGGAGUACAACUGGUCCAACCCCGCCAUUAUCGUUGCCGCCGACUACGCCAGCUCGGGUCUCUACAACUUCAUUGUGCCUUUAAGAUCUCACGUUCGCCCCAAGAAGUCCCUCAGUCCCAUCGUUCUUCUCUUAACCAAACCGCCUGACAGUGGUUUCUUGGCCUUGAUCAGUUAUUUCCCUCUAGUCUUCUGGAUGAGAGGUUCUAUUGACUGCAUCGAAGACCUGUUGAAGGCGGGGAUCCACAUAACGGACAACGUGGUGGUUGUGAACAAAGAGACGUCCAACGCUAAAGACGAGGACACUCUGGCCGACUGUAACACCAUUGUGUCAGUUCAGACAAUAUUCAGGUUGUUUCCAAAAGCAAAUAUCAUCACGGAAAUCUCUGCUGCCCCCAAUAUGAGAUUUAUGCAGUUCAGGCCUGAUGACUUGUACGCCUUAUCAAUUUCUAAACAAGAAAAGAAAGAGCGGGAACGAGGCUCCAACAUCUACUACAUGUUCCGUCUGCCUUUUGCUGCGGGCAAUGUGUUCAGUGCCAGCAUGCUUGAUGCUCUGCUCUACCAGGCAUUUGUCAAAGACUACCUUAUAACCUUUGUGAGGCUUCUGCUGGGUAUCGACAUGGCUGUGGGGUCCGGUCACUUAGGAUGUGUAAAAGUUGGCAAAGACGACCUGUGGAUUCGAACCUACGGCCGUCUGUACCAGAAGCUAUGCUCACAAGCAUGUGAGAUACCGAUUGGGAUCUACCGCACACAGCCACAUGUCGGUACAGAAUCUGUCUCUCCGCCGAAAUCUCGAUGGGGCAAGCAGCCUAGCUCUGGAAUGUCCCUGGCAGCGCAUGUCGAGGACACUGGGGAUGGCGGCAAGUUCACGCCAGAGAGACAGGAGAUCAUCCAGAUGGUCAAGUGUCGUAUGCAGAGUCAGGGGCUGCCAUUGGACGAUUACCAUAAAAAUGAAGUGAGCGAUCGCCGUUCCACCAUCUCCUAUGUGAUCAUCAACCCAAGCUAUGAUCUGAAGCUGGAGCCUGGGGACAUUGUGUACGUUAUCCGCCCAAGUUCCCUGUCCCCUCAACCUUCUCCUCUGACCGAUGAGAGAAAGCUGCUGGGUCAGGAGAAACGCCAGGAGCCCCCUGGUGCCGAUACAGACCGCUAUAAGGACGUAGCGGUCAGUGACGAGGAAAAUGAUGAAAGUUGUGAUGAUAAUCUCGUCUCCAAAGCUUCUCAGG